This is a messenger RNA of Chlorocebus sabaeus (green monkey), 1025 nucleotides long. The record is from RefSeq and is a predicted model, not a curated record. Lineage: Eukaryota; Metazoa; Chordata; Mammalia; Primates; Cercopithecidae.
AUUUUGUUAUUGUAACUGUUGACGACAGUGAUGAUAACAAUGAGUGCAGUAUUGAGAUGGUGGAAGAUUCUGAAACAGCAGAUAAUUCCACUGAUGACAUAGCAAAUUAUUCCACUUAUGACACAGCAGAUAAUCCCACUGAUGACACAGCCACACAACCAAAUUUUCCAGGCGGCAGUGAUGACCAUCACCGUCCACUCCAAAUGUCAUAUGGGUAUCACUCUGUCACCCAGGCUGGAGUGCAGUGGCACGAUCACAGCUUACUGCAGCUUCAACCUCUUGGGCUCAAGCAAUUCUCCCACCUCAGCCUUCCCAGUAGCUGGGAUGACAGGUGCAUGCCACCAUGCCCAGUAGCCCAUGGUGACCAAACCAUUUCACAGAUCAAAUGCCCAGUACAUUUAAAAAGAUACAGUUACAACUCAGAGGAAGUGGAUUUGCCAAAAAGAGGAAGAUUAUCUACUCCAGAGGUACAGUCUAGCACACCACCACCAGCAGAAAGGCAGGAAACCCAUGCCUGGGCCAGCCCUGCUGUAGCAUCUCUUGAGUCAGCAGCAUGUCCUGAACUGCAGGAAGGAGACCUCAGUGAGAGUUCAUCAUAUCCCAGAAUUGUCUCCUCACGUUCAUUACAGCCGUAUGUCACACAAGGUGGCUCAUUUCCUUGUUUCGGUAUGCCAUGUAACUUUAUCAGUGGAGGUGCUGAAAGUACCCAUGCUGUCAUCUCAUUUGCCGAUGCUACUACAGCAGUACCUAUGGCAGGUCUGUCACAAGGAGAACCCAAUCUGGCAAAUAACCCUGGUGUGGUGAAUUACUCUGCUCUACUGGAAAAUGAAGAUGUGGGCCCAGGUAGAGCCUUGUCAUCUUUCUGCAUCCAUCCCAAUUUGGAAAUGCCAGAAAGACCAGCAAACAGCAGUAAAAACAGCACUGAGACAGUGAAUUACCCAACUUUAAUGGGAAAUUACAGUGGCCAAAAUACUGCCUCUUUAUCUGUCUUCAUCCCUCCCUAUUUUGAACAGGAACUAAAAUAA